AUGUCCUUAGAAGACAUAGUCAAAAGCCUUGCCACUAGCACUCAAAGUUUUCAACAAGAAACAAAGGCAAGCAUCAAGAAUCUUGAGCACCAAAUGGAGAAUCAAGGAAAGCUACCUCCUCAAACUAAAAAGAACCCAAAGCACAAUGCUUGUGCAAUUAGCUUGAGGAGUGGAAGGAAAUAUGAUGGCCCGAAGAUGCCCGAAGAAGAAGAAGAGGAGUUGGUGAUAGAAGAACCACCAAAGAAGGAUGAAAAAAUGGUGGAGAAAAACAAGCUCGAAGAGAAAGAAACAAAGAUCACAUCACCACCUUUUCCAUCAAGAUUGAGUAGCAACAAAAAAGAGAGAGGAGAUAGUGAAAUCAUGGCAAUGUUCCGGAAAGUUAAAGUUGACGUCCCUCUCUUAGAUGCGAUCAAACAAGUACCUAGAUAUGCUAAGUUCCUUAAGGAACUUUGCUCAUCUAAAAAGAAGCUGCAAGGUAAUGAGACAGUGAAAGUAAGUGAAAAUGUUUCUGCAGUUUUGCAGAAAAGGAUGCCCCCAAAGAGCAAGGAUCCGGGUGUUUUCACUGUUCCUUGCAAAUUGGGAAACUUGUAUGUCCCCCAUGUUAUGCUAGAUUUUGGAGCUUCAAACAAUGUUUUACCAUAUUCUGUUUAUAAAUCUAUUGGCAUAGGCACUUUAACAAAAUCUGGGGUGAUCAUCCAACUUGCAGAUCGUUCUAUAGUACACCCAAAAGGUGUAUUAGAGGAUGUUUUAGUGCAAGUUAAUGAGCUUGUCUUUCAUGCUGAUUUUUAUGUGCUUGAUAUGGGAGAUGAUGACCACCCAUCCUCGAGUUCCAUCCUUUUAGGUAGACCAUUCUUAAAAACAGCAACAACAAAUAUUGAUGUCUAUAAUGGUACAUUGUCUAUGAAAUUCGAUGGGGGAGGUCAACAACUUCAAUAUCUAUGA
This is a messenger RNA of Lactuca sativa (garden lettuce), 942 nucleotides long. RefSeq lists its product as uncharacterized. NCBI's taxonomy places the organism in Eukaryota, Viridiplantae, Streptophyta, Magnoliopsida, Asterales, Asteraceae. The record is from RefSeq and is a predicted model, not a curated record.